CAAAUGUGAGGAGGAGCUUUUGCAAUUAAUGCUUCUAAAAAAUCUACGUUCGGACCACCGCGCCAAACACCGUACCUGAAAUGUUUAUGGACAGGGUGGAGAAAUCUAUUUUUUUUCAGUGAUAAAUAACAUCGCUCGGAGUUACUACCAAUUAACUGUCGGUCAAUAACCACUCCUCUCAUUUGCUUCUUGCGGUUGCUGUAACAAAUUUAGUGUGAGAUUUGUUUCCUGAUCUGAAGUUGCUUCAACUAUUUCUUUUCUUUACUAGUAAUUCUUUUUUUUGUAUACCGCUUUCUUUCACUAUCUUUAUUUCCUCAUUUUCCUGUAUUUGCUUUCUUAUUUUGGGGGUUUUCUGGGUUCUCUUUCUUUAAGGUUUUUGAAUUGACAUUCUCUUUGAGCGCUAGCUGGUUAAGUUUCUGUUGCUUUUAUCUAUGUUUUUUGCCCUUUUUCUUUGAGUGAUUUGAAUUAGGGCAUCGAGCUUCGAAUUUACUGAAGGUGUUCUUUUCCUUUGAGCACAUAUUUUGAUGGGUCUAGAGCUCAUUAAGUAAAAAGAUCCAAUUUUUAACGUUCUCCCUGUUGUUUUUAAUAAAAAAAGUUCCUAUUUUUAAGUGGUUCUUCCCCUCUCUGUACUCUUAGUCCUGUUUUUACCUCUUUUGGGUAAUUUAUUCCGAGAGGUGUAUCUGGAAGAGUCUAAAUUUGUUGCUCUUUUUGUAUGUCUAAUCCCUCCAUUUUAUAUGUUUUUUGGUGGUUUUGAGCAUAUUGGGUCUGUUUCUUCAUGGAUUUCAUGGGAGAAGCUAGUUUUGCUGGAGGGAAUAUGAUGCCCGAUAGCACUUCCAAUGGUAGUGGCUUUGACAAUUGGGGUCCUGGUUUUUCUGACCAGGCUGUUUGGGCUACUGAGGAUGAUUAUAGAGCUUGGAGCAAUGGCCCCUCCUCCGAAACCCCUUCCAGUUCCAAUCGAUCUGGGAGUGAGCCUCCCCAAAAGAAGUCACGGAGCUCGCAGGGCGCAGAUUCACACGUUACUAAUCGCUCCAAAGCAAUCGGAAAGAUGUUCUUCAAAACUAAAUUGUGUUGCAAGUUCCGCGCUGGGGUGUGCCCUUAUAUUAAUAACUGUAACUUUGCUCAUGGCAUAGAGGAGCUGCGCAAGCCGCCACCUAAUUGGCAAGAGAUAGUAGCUGAACAUGAAAGUGAGCGCGGAGGAGGAGUUAUGUUGGAAUCAAGAGAAGAGCACCAGAUACCAACUGUGAGUUCUCCCGAGUUGCGUAUUGAGACACAAAGGUCCUUUAAAGGGAGGCAUUGCAAGAAGUUCUACACUGAAGAAGGAUGUCCUUAUGGAGAUACUUGCAGUUUCCUUCACGAUGAACAGUCUCGAGCUAGAGAGAGUGUUGCAAUAAGUGUGACUCCCACUGUUGGUGGAUUCGGUGAUAAUGCUGCUGGAGCAAACCUGAAGCCUUCAAACUGGAAGACAAGAAUUUGUAAUAAGUGGGAGACCACUGGUUAUUGCCCUUUUGGCAGCAAGUGUCAUUUUGCUCAUGGAGCAGCAGAGUUGCACAAGUUUGGUGGAGGACUUAUGGAGAUGGAAGGCAAAGAUCCUCUAUCUACUCCUCCAGACUUGAGGCAGGGAGGGGGUUCUUUAAAAACAACAGAAAGUAUGGUACCCUCAACAAUUUCAGUACCAGGCGUUCAAGUGCAAAGGCCCUCUGGCCAUAGGGUUAUUCAGAAAUGGAAAGGGCCAGAUAAAAUUAGUAAGAUAUAUGGUGACUGGAUUGAUGACAUCGAGUGAGGAAGUCGUGUUUGCUAACUUAUCUGUUUAUGAAGAUACUCUGUAGGCAGGCAUAGGCGUGCUCUCGACUAUUAGGCAUACGAAGGAAUUUGAGUUCUUUUGUAUUUCUUUGAACUGUAACGAGGGCACGCCUAAUGUUGUUUUAGAGCUACAAACAAAUACAGCUGCUUGUCAGCAUGUAUUGUCUUAAUAUCUAUGUAUUCUACUAUCCCUGUUUGGAAGAAAAGGAGGAGCAAAGUCUCUGUUGUAGUUCA
Messenger RNA from Nicotiana tabacum (common tobacco), 2034 nucleotides. Its product is annotated as zinc finger CCCH domain-containing protein 12. NCBI's taxonomy places the organism in Eukaryota, Viridiplantae, Streptophyta, Magnoliopsida, Solanales, Solanaceae. Gene Ontology annotation, molecular function: metal ion binding; mRNA binding. The record is from RefSeq and is a predicted model, not a curated record.